UGGCAACCCAGUUUCUCUCACACUGCGGAACUCAACACGGGUGGAUUAGUUAAAUGGAUUAGGAACUUUGGUAGAAAAUAAAACGUUUCACAAAUGUUAGUUAAUUAUUAAGUUCACACGUUACGACGUACUAAGAAAUUUUACAUAGCUAUUAAGCUGAAGAAGAGUGUAAGGAACGGAGUAUUUAGUCAUUUAGGUGUAGGUUUAAUAAGCUUUGACCACCUGCAGUUAGACCACCUAGCAUAAAGUUAAAUUCAAAUGUCGGUCUUUAGAUAGGAAACGUUAGCUAUCAUAACAAGUCAUGACGGAAAGAAGAGAGCAUGUACAGCUAAGGAACAACCCUCGCAGGCAGCUGAAGAAGCUUAGUGAGGACAGUUUGACCAAGCAGCCUGAAGAAGUGUUUGAUAUAUUGGAGAAGCUCGGAGAGGGGUCUUAUGGCAGCGUAUUCAAGGCACAUUAUAAAGAGACUGGGGAGAUUGUGGCGAUUAAACAGGUUCCUGUGGAGUCGGACCUACAAGAAAUCAUUAAAGAGAUCUCCAUUAUGCAGCAGUGCAACAGUCCCCAUGUUGUGAGAUACUAUGGCAGUUACUUUAAAAACAGCGAUCUCUGGAUUGUCAUGGAGUACUGUGGGGCUGGCUCUGUGUCUGACAUCAUCAGACUACGCAACAAAACAUUAACAGAAGAUGAAAUAGCUGCCAUUGUGCAGUCCACUCUUAAGGGACUAGAAUACCUGCACUUCAUGAGGAAGAUCCACAGAGACAUCAAGGCCGGAAACAUCCUGCUGAACUCUGAGGGACAGGCCAAACUUGCCGAUUUUGGGGUUGCGGGACAGCUUACUGACACAAUGGCAAAACGCAACACCGUGAUUGGAACGCCAUUUUGGAUGGCUCCAGAAGUCAUUCAGGAAAUUGGCUAUAACUGUGUAGCAGAUAUCUGGUCUCUGGGCAUCACUGCUAUAGAGAUGGCCGAAGGGAAGCCACCAUAUGCAGACAUACACCCUAUGAGGGCAAUAUUCAUGAUCCCAACAAAUCCCCCACCAACAUUUCGGAACCCUGACCAAUGGUCAGAAACGUUUAAGGAUUUUGUGUCGCAAUGCCUGAUAAAGAAUCCUGAGAACAGAGCGACAGCCACACAACUAUUACAGCAUGCAUUUAUAAAGAGUGCCAAGUCCAACAGCAUCUUGAGGGCACUAAUCACAGAGGCCAUGGAGAUCAAACUUAAGAAGCAGGAAACUCAGCAGAGAGAGCAGGAUGCAGAGGAUGAAGAAAACUCGGAUGAAGAUGAAGUUGAUCAGGGUACAAUGGUGAGGGCCAGCACAUCAGAUCUGGGAACUGUCCGUGCAGCCGGGUCACUCAGAAGUUCACUGGGAACCAUGAUUGAACACAAUGAUAGCACCUUGGAUUCUCAGCUUGGUACCAUGGUCAUAAACUCGGAGGAUGAGCAGGAGGACGCAGGCACCAUGAAACAUCAUCAAGAAACAAUGCAGCCAGCUAAGCCAUCAUUCCUACAGUAUUUUGAACAGAAAGAGAAGGAGGACAACAAAAAUAGUGACAACGACAGUCACAAACUGCCUCCAGAAGGGGACAUGGAAGUGAUACGUUCCUUAAGUGUAGAGGAGCUAAGAAGACGCCUGGCAUCUCUGGACCCUCAGAUGGAGCAGGAGAUUGAGGAGAUCCACCAGCGCUACCAGGCCAAACGCCAGCCCAUUCUUGAUGCCAUUGAGGCUAAAAAGCGACGCCAGCAGAACUUCUGAACCAGCUGAAGAAACUAUUGAUGAUCCCUCAGCAAUGUUUUACAGUCAGUUACCUAUAAAGGUACCUGUGCCAGUCCCAGCUACACUUUGGGUUUUGUUGUUUGUUUGUUUUUAUUUAAAAUUCUCUUUGCAUUUGUUGUUUUAUUAUUUUUAAAAUCUGUUGCUGUAUCUACACCACUGUUGGUACUUGAUUGGUGUUACUGUUGGCUCAAAAAGCAGGGAACAAUAUUUUGUCAUAUACUGUUUGACUUACUGCACUUUUUUAAGAUUUCUAUUACUUUGGCAUAAGUGUUGUGUAUAUUUUUUGUUUUUGUUUAUUUGUUUUUUGUUUAAAAUAGCUGUAAUUAGCACAGUUCACAAAAUCUAGUAGUCAUAAAACAAGCUAAUAAUUAGAUUGGAUAUUUUUAUUAAUAGGAUUUUCUAAAGAAGGCAACUAAGAAAGGUCUAUAGAGAUAUUUUUUUUAGCCAAUAUAAAAAGAAUACAAACCAUACAGCUUCUAGCUGAUACACAAAUGGUACAGGUUUAAAUGCAAGUCUUUUUAAACACCAUCUCUAUCACAUCUGCUGUACUGUCAAAUUUUAGCUCAGUAUAGGCACACCCAUGAAUGAUUGUACAAGGUCAAAAUCUAAACUGACAUGGUAAAACUGGAAGUGUGUGCUUUUAUUCAAGGGACCUAGAAGACCUAUAAUCUAGAGUUGAGGAUUGAACUGCUUUACUAUCCACAGCUCAAUGUUCCAGUUGGACACAUUCUCCAUGCAGCAGCAGAACAUGUUAACAGUGACUGGUCACAUAGGCAUAGAGACGGAGUUCUGUUUAGUAAGCAACACUUCAUGCUACUUUGCAAAGAUUUUAUAGUUCCCUUUUAACUAUUUGUAACACAGCCACAAAUUGCUUGCUAGCUGUGCUACUCAAAGCAUUUGGAAGGAUCUGCUGAGAGGCAAGUGAUGAGAGCAGUCACAACCACCUUGAUACUAUUACAUUCAAUUCCAUGGUAAAAUUUUUGAUAACCAGAUGUCCUUUAAAGCCCAAAAAGCUCAAUUUCUCCUGAUCAUGACUUUAGUUUAAGCAGCUGUAAUGUUUGAAAACACAUGUCAAUGAACAUAUUCUAUAUCUUGCACUCUGUAAGCUCCCUGCAAGGGCAUGAGAGGAAAACUUGAGUACCCCCUUCUAUUUUGGUCCUGUCUGUUAGGAUAUCAUAUUUGAUAUAAUAUACUAAUUUAAAAAAAAAAAAAAAAACUAAGAGCUGCAUACUUACAUUUUUCCUUUAAUGGUUAAUGUCAGAUCAGGCAUAGAUGAAGUUGAGGUGCUAAAAUUUGGAAUGUGGCUAAAAUAGCCAAUUUUAUAAUAUAGUUUAUUUUUAAACAUUGAAAGAUUUUGUAUGCUGUGAGGUCCUGGUAUUGUUGUAGCUGGAGUGUAACAUUUCCCUGCAAAUUUGACUCAGGUUUAAUUGUCUCAAGAUAUAUUUGUAUGGUAAUCCGUAGCUACUGUGAAAGACUUGUAUAUUUUAUAUAUACACACACACACACACACACACACACACACCCCUUAUUAUUUUUUGGAGUUUGUUACAAUCUGUAAUUAAAUGAUAAACCUUUACAGUAGUAAUGCAUGUUGCUUCUUCUUUUUUUCUUUUUUAAAUGCGCAAUGUGAAUACAGAACCAAUGUCAGUACACCUCAUCUGUCCUAACACUGGUAAUAAACAAGGAUUUUGUCCGUGCCUUAAGUUAUGCAAAUUCUAUUUGCAAGUGUUUAAAUUUGGAAUUGUCAAUUUGUUUUAUGUGUGAAUAAUAAACUGGAUUCAUUAUAA
Ictalurus punctatus (channel catfish) is the source of this 3561-nucleotide messenger RNA. RefSeq names its product serine/threonine-protein kinase 4. Gene Ontology annotation, molecular function: protein serine/threonine kinase activity; ATP binding. Bases 302 to 1753 code for a protein of 483 amino acids. NCBI's taxonomy places the organism in Eukaryota, Metazoa, Chordata, Actinopteri, Siluriformes, Ictaluridae. Gene Ontology annotation, cellular component: cytoplasm. The transcript has 11 exons. Gene Ontology annotation, biological process: regulation of MAPK cascade; protein phosphorylation; intracellular signal transduction. The record is from RefSeq and is a predicted model, not a curated record.